Brassica oleracea var. oleracea is the source of this 1398-nucleotide messenger RNA. RefSeq lists its product as uncharacterized. The coding region runs from base 69 to 1259 and encodes 396 amino acids. Lineage: Eukaryota; Viridiplantae; Streptophyta; Magnoliopsida; Brassicales; Brassicaceae. The record is from RefSeq and is a predicted model, not a curated record. The transcript has 3 exons.
AACAAAAAAUAAUAUUAACAAUAAGAAUAAAUAUUUUCUUGUUUAUAUUAAGUAUCUCCAAGGAAAAAAUGGGAAGAAUCUCAUUAGCAGUAUGUUUAGUGUUACUUGUUGCAUUAAGCAAUGUAUAUGAAACACAAGCUCAAGCUCAAGGGAAGACGUUCUCCGUACUCGAUUAUUUGGCUCUCUUUCCCAAAACGGGCAAAGAGUUUGCGCCUUACGCUUCCAAAGGUUUACUAGAUUUCGUAGGUGCCUUGGAGGGAAAGUCUCCCACGACCGUAGAGUUCAAGAACUUCUUCACAAAUCUGAAAGGUUACAUAACGAGUUGCUUUCAACCGGCACCACCCGGAUCAGUCAAAUCUGGCCAGCUCUUCACGGCUAUUUCUGCAUUGAAGGGUUCCCAAACCGGAACAUCAUUUGAUUCAUGGAGGUUGAUAGAGGCCUUGGUUUCAAUGGAGAAGGUUUCUACUGAGAUGAAGACAAGCACUUCAAAUGUAAUGCCUGAUCCACAAUGGGAUAGGUUGUCCGGGUCUAUGUUCGAAUGGGUCGGAAGGAUUGGUCUUUUUGUGAAGGCGGUCUCCGAGAUAAAUGGCAAACCAAUCGAGCUAAAACAAUUUGAUAUUGAUUAUACCGACCCUACAUAUGCAUCUCUUUCUAAACAAUCUGGCGUUCGUCAAUCAACAUCACCGUUCUCGUUACCUUUCUAUUUAAGAAACAUUCCCAAAACGGGCAAAGAUGUUGAGCCAUUCGCUUACCAAGGCAUGCAAACCUUUUUACUUGACCUAGAAACUAGGUGUCUUGCAAACAAAGAGUUCAAGGAGUUCUUUGUUAAGCUGAAUGACUACAUGGCCAGCUUCAAGACGGUAUCACCUGAUACGUAUUCAAUAGAGAGCGAUAAUAUUUCGACUCAAGCUAUGCACCUAUUCUUAGCUUUGUCUCCAUUGGAUGGUACCCAAGUUGGAAAAUCAGAUCCGUGGAAGCUGGUUGAUGGGUUGGUGACAAUGGGAGAUGCUUUGGUUGAGAUAAAGAAGAGUGGUCCGGGUGCGAUAACGUUUGAACAAAGUAAGGAACUGACAUCGGCCAUGGUGAAAUGGGGUCGAGCAGUAGGUGAAUUCGUGAAGGCAGCUUCUGCUAAGAAAGGAGUAACUAUGGAUAUAUCAUUUGAAAACUAUGCCAGCUCUAAUGCUUCUCCUACUAAAGCAGCAGCAGCUGGAAACGGUGGAAAUGUCCCCACAGGACAAUCAGCAAAGACUAAAGCUUAGUGUAAUUCUUCAAGCAAGACGAUUGAGAUUUUUCAUUUUUUUUCUUUCUUAUUAUUAUUAUUCAAACAAGAAAAAUUUGCAGAAUGUGAGAGAUGAUUUGAAUAAAAUAUAUGUUUCAAACAUCUCGUCCUAAAAUGUA